GCACUUUUAUGCAUUCUCUUUUAGAUGCACUUUUAAAGACGGCAAAUUAAAAUUAAACCCAGCCAUGAACCGGGCGAUGAAUAAAUCAUCAAGGCUAAAGUCGGCCAUUCAAGUUUUUGUUGGGGGCCACAUUGUAGCAGCUAGUAUGGCGACAUAUUGGGGGAAUGACGCCUGGUACAGAAAUGUAAUUAUGCCAAUCAUACAUGCUACAAUGGAUGGAGAAAAAGCUCACAAAACUGCCAUCUGGUUUGCAAAACAUGGUUUAGUACCCAGAGUUAAGGUAGUUGACCAUCCUGAAUUGAAAAGCAAUCUCUGGGGCAUGGAAUUCACUAAUCCCAUUGGUCUGGCCGCCGGAUUUGACAAAGAUGGCGAGGCAGUCGAUGGCCUGCUCAAAAUGGGAUUUGGAUUUGUCGAGGUGGGAUCGGUAACGCCAGAACCGCAGCCUGGAAAUCCCCAGCCUCGUGUUUUUCGGCUGAAAGAGGAUUCUGCUAUUAUUAAUAGAUAUGGCUUCAACAGUUCUGGCCAUAAUUCAGUUCUUGAAAAUUUAAAAAAAUCCAGGACGAAAUCAAAUGGUAUAGUUGGAAUAAACCUAGGGAAGAACAAAAUGACAGAAGACGAAUCAGAUGAUUACAUCAAAGGUAUCGUGAAAUUUUCUCAGCGGGGCCAAUCAGAGGAGGGCCCACCAGAGAAGAGUUUGCAGGGUCCAGCGGAUUAUUUGGUGGUCAAUAUCUCAAGUCCCAACACACCCGGUUUGAGAUCGCUGCAGGGAAAGGCAAAGUUGGAAAAGUUGUUACAAAAGAUAGUUGAUUGUAGAAACAGUUUACCGGCAGAUAGCAGACGGCCAUUGUUAGUUAAGUUGUCACCAGAUCUUACAGCUGACGAUAUGAAAGACGUUGCUGAGGUUGUCCUGAAACCUAAAUUUGGAGUCGAUGGCCUAAUCAUAAGCAACACAACUGUCGACAGGUCGAUGAAACUUCUCUCGUCCAAUAGGAUCGAAGUGGGCGGUCUUAGUGGCGAGCCAUUGAAAGAUAUUUCGACCAAUGCCAUUAAGCGAAUGUAUUUGCUUACCUCUGGUAAACUGCCGAUCAUAGGUGUGGGCGGAGUCAGUUCUGGCGAAGACGCCUACAAAAAGAUAAGGGCCGGUGCCUCCCUGGUUCAAAUCUACUCUGCCCUGGCGCUUCAGGGUCCAUCCAUUGUGGCCAGGAUUAAUAAUGAGUUGUCGGAAAUUUUAAAAAAAGAAGGAGUAACGAAUGUUGCUGAUGUGAUUGGGAUCGACGCUAGGAAAUUGUCCUAAUCUCACUCGAUGACGUUUUUCACUGUAAUUUGGUCAUUAAUUCAUUAAUGUCAUUGUUGUUAUCAUUAUUGUUAUUUCUUUUCUUAUCAUCAUUGUUGUCAUCCUAUUCAAAGAUUCGAUCACUGACUGACUGUUAUUUAUUUACGUUUAAUUUUAAAACUUGUUUUUUGUUUUGUUGCAGAAAUUUGAUUGUAGAUUUGUUAUAAUUAGGAAAAUUUUGGUUUGCCAGGUGCCCAGUGUUUGUUUUUUCCUUUAUAUUGUUAUGUUUGUGAUCUUUUAUUGGGGGUCUGUUUGUUUAACAUGUUUAAAAAGAGUCAAACGUA
Messenger RNA from Helobdella robusta, 1617 nucleotides. RefSeq lists its product as hypothetical. Bases 65 to 1294 code for a protein of 409 amino acids. Gene Ontology annotation, cellular component: cytoplasm; mitochondrial inner membrane. The transcript is spliced from 11 exons. Gene Ontology annotation, biological process: 'de novo' pyrimidine nucleobase biosynthetic process; pyrimidine ribonucleotide biosynthetic process. Lineage: Eukaryota; Metazoa; Annelida; Clitellata; Rhynchobdellida; Glossiphoniidae. The record is from RefSeq and is a predicted model, not a curated record. Gene Ontology annotation, molecular function: dihydroorotate dehydrogenase activity.